AGAAAAUAAUCACUGAGCAUUAAAUGUUGUACACACAUCAAGAGCACAAAUAUAAACUCAACUUUAAUUAAAAUAAAUCUUAUAAUUAAAUUAAAUUACCGAAUAAUUUAUCAAGGAUAUUUACUAAAAAACCAUCGUUUAUUGUGGAGAUACUAAAUAACCUGGCAAGUAGUUAUAAUAAAUACAAAUAUAGAAUAUAGACAACAAUUACUUACAUGUCAACGUAACCUAUCAAGCUUGAAAUAAUAUCGUGUCAUCGAUAAAUAAUAACAACAAUGGAGAAAAGUGAUAAAGACAGUAUCCCGUCAAAUGAAGCUAUAAUCGAUGAGCUGACCAAAGAUUUAGAAAAUUCGUGCAUCAAAUCCGAGCCAGAAGAACAAAGUACCCAGGGUGUGAGUUCAGAGCCUGAAUCCGAUUGCGAGGAGAAACCUCCGGAGAAAGAUUUUGUUGAUGAAGAGAGACUCAAGGAUCGUGAGGUUGAUUUGUCGGAAGAAGAAAAAGAGAGCCUGAAAGUUGAAGCAGAGGCGCUUAAAAAUGAAGGAAAUAAUUUUUUUAAAGCUUGUGAGUACAGCAGCGCAAUUAUUACAUACACACAAGCUCUGCAGACCUGUCCGCUGGCGUAUUCAGAGCAACGCGCUAUUCUCUACGCUAACAGAGCAGCUGCCAAGGCUAAGGAUGAUGACAAGGAAUCAGCGAUAAAAGACUGCACAAAAGCCGUAGAAUUGAACCCAGCGUACCUGAAAGCUUACUUGAGACGCGCUCAGCUGUACGAACAGACGGACAAUCUCGACCAGUCGCUAGCUGACUACAAGAAAAUCCUGGAACUGGACCCUGGUCACUCAGAAGCGCAUCACGCUGUUCGAAGAUUACCACCGCUGAUUGAAGAAAAGAAUGAAAAACUCAAAGAAGAAAUGCUUGGCAAGCUGAAAGACCUCGGGAAUAUGAUUCUUAAACCCUUUGGACUGUCUACGAAUAAUUUCCAGUUAGAUAAAGACCCUUCUACUGGAGGGUAUUCUGUUAAAUUUAAUCAGGGUAACACUUAGUUUGUGCGAGGUAAAAAAUGGAUAAAUAAAAUAAAAUAUCUAUUCAUUUUUAUUUUAUUUAUAAUAAUUAAUAUUAAUAUUAAUAAUUAUAAUGUAUUAUGUAAAGUUAUUGAUUAUUACGAUGAUAAAAAUAUUUUUUUUGCUUUAAGGUACUUAAUUGUGUUUUUUAAUCAUUAUCAAUUUAGUAAUCCUUCUCAGUGGGGUUUUUUAGUCUCGUAUUUCAGCGAUAAAAUUAUCGUUUUAUUCUUCUGGUUUUUUUUUUUUGGUAUGAGUCAUUGACACAAUAAAGUAAUCAACAUAUUUGUCGAUAAAAAAAA
Molecule: messenger RNA, 1360 nt
Organism: Cotesia glomerata
Lineage: Eukaryota; Metazoa; Arthropoda; Insecta; Hymenoptera; Braconidae
Gene: Ttc1
Product: tetratricopeptide repeat protein 1
Exons: 4
Coding region: 276-1043 (255 amino acids)
Molecular function (GO): protein binding
Source: RefSeq, a predicted model, not a curated record